GGGGCUUCUCUAUGGCUACAGAAUACAAGGGCAAAUAGCUCCCCAAAAUCCCCCAGAGCCAGGCUAUGGUGUUUCCCCCUCCACUGUGGCUCAUGGAAAGAAGAUGGGAGGAGAGAUUCCAUUUUAAAGCAGAUGAUUUUAGCUGAAGGGAAGGCUCCAUCCUUCUUACUGCACAUGCAAACAAACAAACAAAAAUGUAAUCAGAGCAGCUCACAAGCUGAGCAUCCUGCCAGCGCUAGCUCCUUGCACUGGCGGCUGCUGACUUUGGCUUUUCUCCUUCCCCCCUUUUUGCUUUCUUCAAGAUUAAUCCUUUUAUUUGCAAUCUCAACCGCUGACAAUUCUUGUCAAUAAAUGAGGAAGCAUCAUGCUGACCAGUAUCGCCGAUGGGAUCAUGUGUUGCCUGAUGGGCAAGACAACCAACGCGGUGGGGCCUGUGGACAGCGUUGAGUCCAGCGACGGCUACAGCUUCCUGGAGGUGAAGCCCGGGAGGGUCCUGCGGGUGAAACACACCCUGCCCACCUGCCGGCCCAAGGAGGGGCCCGAGGGGGGGCCUGAGCGGGGCGUGGUGCACUGUAAGCGCAAGAUCACCCUCUACCGCAACGGGCAGCUGGUGAUCGAGAACCUGGGCGAUGCUAUCCGCUCCGAGCUCUUGCACUGCCAGAACGGCCCCGGGGAGCCCCAGAGCACCAUGGAACUGGAGCUCUCGGAUGUUGCCGGCAAUGCCUCCACCCAGGGCACCGCCGCCAACCCGGGCUCCGGCGCCCAGCAGGCUCCAGCGCCCGGCAAGCGCCGGAAGCGCAAGCCCAAGAAGGUCGUCAACAUCGACUGCAAGAAGCAGAUCAGCAGCUGCAAGGGGACGCAGAGCGACGUGGUGCUGUUCUUCAUCCACGGCGUGGGCGGCUCCCUGGACAUCUGGAAGGAGCAGCUGGACUUCUUCAGCAAGCUGGGCUACGAGGUGGUGGCCCCGGACCUGGCCGGACAUGGCUCUAGCUCCGCCCCGCAGAUCGCGGCCGCCUACACCUUCUACGCCCUGGCCGAAGACAUGAGGGCCGUCUUCAAGCGCUAUGCAAAGAAGAGGAACAUCCUGAUAGGCCACUCGUAUGGGGUUUCCUUCUGCACCUUCCUAGCCCACGAGUACCCGGACCUGGUCCACAAGGUGAUCAUGAUCAACGGGGGCGGCCCCACCGCGCUGGAGCCCAGCCUGUGCUCCAUUUUCAACAUGCCAACCUGCAUCCUUCACUGCCUGUCCCCCUGCCUGGCCUGGAGCUUCCUCAAGGCUGGCUUCGCUCGCCAGGGUGCCAAAGAGAAGCAGCUGCUCAAGGAAGGCAACGCCUUCAACGUCUCCUCCUUCGUCCUGCGGGCCAUGAUGAGCGGCCAGUACUGGCCGGAGGGCGACGAGGUCUAUCACGCCGAGCUCACCGUGCCGGUGCUGCUGGUGCACGGCAUGCAUGACAAGUUUGUGCCAGUGGAGGAGGAUCAGCGGAUGGCCGAGAUCCUGCUGCUCGCGUUCCUGAAGGUGAUUGACGAGGGCAGUCACAUGGUGAUGAUGGAGUGUCCGGAGACGGUGAACACCCUGCUCCACGAGUUCCUCCUGUGGGAGCCUGAGACGCCCGCCGGGGAAGGGCGAGAAGUGGAGAAGAAAUAAGCCAGGCAGCAAGUGGUGACCCGGCUGCGGUGCUGCUUUGACGGGAGGGACUUUUCGACGUGGAGAGAGAUGGGGUCUGAGUGCAGGCGCAGAGGGGGUGUGGUGGAAAGCCUCCCCCCCCACGUAUGGAGCUGUUUCCUUCCCUGGGUACAGCUGUAUUGGAAGCUGGGCUGGCUGGCGGCUAAGCACAGUGGCUUCAAGGGGAGCGUCUUUGCAGGGCUGGCGUGUGCAGGCUGGCAGCAGGAGUAGGGGCGCACUCCCUGGGAGGGCACAGCCACUGCUGGAGCAUCUUCAUCCUGUUUCCUUGUAGUAUAAUUUCUCUCAUGCAAUGGCCCCAUUUGGGGCAGGGGGUGGAGAAGCGAGACUAUGGGGAGGGGCUCAGACCUGUUCCUCUAGGUACAGCCCGAGGGGCAUCCCACCCCCCAUUCACCAAAGGGGGAGCCAAGAAAUGAGGAUGGCUCUGCCCCCUGGACAAAGCCACAAGGGGCAGCAUCUUCCCAGGAGCUCUUAGCAACUAGAUCCCCCCUUUGCUUCGGCUGAACGUGUGCCAGCCCCGGGCAGCUGGAGCCCCUGGCCGGAGGGCCAGUGGUGGGCUUGACCCUGCCUGACACAGGGUACCUGCCCCGAGGAGCUCACAGCCUAAAGGGCGUGCGGCUUUUGUCCCGGCGAGAAGAGGCAGAGAAGUGAGGACUGGUCACCGCACAUCCGGCUGGUAGCAGAGCAUGGCAGGAUAGUGACUGGUGGGGCCAGACUCUGAAGAGCAGCCUGAGAGCCUGGCUCUGGCAUGGAGGGACAGCUCCUGCCCACAGCUAGCUGCCCUGCCUUGGGGCGGGGCCCCUAGAUCUGCUU
This is a messenger RNA of Mauremys reevesii (Reeves's turtle), 2494 nucleotides long. RefSeq names its product abhydrolase domain containing 8 (gene ABHD8). The transcript has 5 exons. The record is from RefSeq and is a predicted model, not a curated record. Gene Ontology annotation, molecular function: catalytic activity. NCBI's taxonomy places the organism in Eukaryota, Metazoa, Chordata, Testudines, Geoemydidae. Bases 365 to 1645 code for a protein of 426 amino acids.